Micropterus dolomieu (smallmouth bass) is the source of this 4307-nucleotide messenger RNA. It is a transcript of the gene snx27b, whose product is annotated as sorting nexin 27b. Gene Ontology annotation, cellular component: early endosome. Bases 127 to 1833 code for a protein of 568 amino acids. Gene Ontology annotation, molecular function: phosphatidylinositol-3-phosphate binding; protein binding. Gene Ontology annotation, biological process: signal transduction; intracellular protein transport. NCBI's taxonomy places the organism in Eukaryota, Metazoa, Chordata, Actinopteri, Centrarchiformes, Centrarchidae. The record is from RefSeq and is a predicted model, not a curated record. The transcript is spliced from 13 exons.
UCGGCUAUUUCCGGUGAGCUUGGUCGGUAAGCUAGCCAAGCUGAUUAGCCUGCUGCUACCAGCUAAUGUUUGUAGGAUAAUUAUUGUUGGCUGAAUUGGAGUGGAUGAUACAAAUAGUGUAGAAAAAUGGCGGACGUCGAGGGAGAAGGGAUUUGUUCAUCGGUUCUUCCGUUGCCUCACCCUUCCUCUCGUAACGGCUCCGGUAGCGGUAACGUUACACCGGGCACUGGCGGCAGCUGCCAGACGGCAACCACCGUUACUUCAGGCCCACGGCUAGUUCGAAUAGUGAAGUCUGAUUCGGGCUAUGGCUUUAAUGUGCGGGGACAAGUUAGUGAAGGUGGGCAACUUCGGAGCAUUAACGGGGAACUGUACGCUCCACUGCAGCAUGUUAGUGCUGUCUUACCGGGAGGUGCCGCCGACAGAGCCGGUAUUUCGAAGGGGGACAGGAUUCUUGAAGUUAACGGUGUGAAUGUGGAGGGAGCGACCCACAAGCAGGUGGUGGACCUUAUCAGGGCUGGAGAGAGGGAGCUGGUGCUGGCUGUGCUGUCAGUGCCGCCGCAGGAGGCCGACUGCCUGGAUCCCGGAGACGACGUUUCAUCCCAGUCCUGCUAUGACUACUCGGACAAGCAGGCCGUCCCCAUCUCUGUGCCGAGCUACAAACACACUGAGCUCAAUCAGGAAAAGUUUGUGGUCUAUAAUGUGUACAUGGCGGGCAGGCAGCUGUGCUCCAAACGUUACCGUGAAUUUGUGAUCCUACACCAAAACCUGAAGAGGGAGUUUGCCAACUUUACGUUCCCCAAGUUGCCUGGGAAAUGGCCCUUUUCCCUGUCGGAGCAGCAGCUGGACGCACGACGCAGAGGCCUGGAAGAAUACCUGGAGAAAGUGUGCUCUGUACGGGUAAUUGGAGAAAGUGACAUCAUGCAGGAGUUCCUGUCUGAAUCAGAUGAGAACUAUAACGGCGUGUCGGAUGUGGAGUUGAGAAUAGCCAUGCCUGAUAAAACCACGCUCACUGUCAGAGUUCGCAAAAACUCAACUACAGACCAGGUCUACCAGGCUGUGGUUAUGAAACUCGGGAUGGACAGCGUAACAGCCAGCUACUUUGCUCUGUUUGAGGUCAUCAACCACACCUUCGUGCGUAAGCUUGCCCCCAACGAAUUCCCCCACAAACUGUAUGUACAGAACUAUACCUCAGCCAUCCCAGGAACCUGCCUCACCCUGCGCAAGUGGCUCUUCACUACAGAAGAGGAGAUCCUGCUCAAUGACAACCAGCUUGCUGUCAACUACUUCUUUCACCAGGCCGUGGAAGAUGUGAAGAAAGGCUUCGUCAAAGCAGAGCAGAAGUCCUACCAGCUGCAGAAGCUGGCUGAGCAGAAGAAGAUGUCCAUGUAUCUGAGUUUGUUGAGGGGUUGCGAGGGCUACAAUGAGAUUAUAUUCCCCCACUGUUCCUGCGACUCUCGACGCAAAGGCCAUGUCAUAACAGCCAUCAGCAUUCACCACUUCAAGCUGCAUGCCUGCACCGAGGAAGGGACACUCGAGAACCAGGUGAUUGCAUUUGACUGGGGGGAGAUGCAAAGGUGGGACACGGAUGAAGAGGGCAUGGCCUUCUGCUUUGAAUAUGCACGAGGAGAGAAGAAACCACGCUGGGUCAAGAUAUUUACACCCUAUUUUAACUACAUGCAUGAGUGCUUUGAGAGAGUCUUCUGUGAGCUCAAGUGGAGGAAGGAGGUAGAAGAGGAGGCUACAGACAAGGACAAUAAGAACUGCAGUAAAGAUGGUAUGUGUGGCAAGAAUAUUUUCCAGCUGCUGAGGCACAGAAGGGAUGGAGGCACCUAGGAAGGGAGAUCAUUACCUCUUAACUAGACAACGACUCAGUUCAGCCCUCAUCUAGCCCCAGACAUAGCAACACUCGGCUAUUAACUCCAUGGUCAUCUUUACACUUCAUCAGCUACAUCCUGAGAAGCUACCCCCCACCCCGAUGCUUGCAAACCAACAAGCAUCUGCAAAUGAACAAAUCAAAUGAACGGAAGCAUAAAACACUACAGACACAUGAACCAGAACUCUUGAAUCCAGCACAUCAUAAUCAUGCAUUAAACAAAGUCAUGGAUUCAUGCAAGCCUUCUUCUUUCUGGCAGGGACUUGAAGUGGAACAUGACUUGUACAUGAGGAGUUUUUUAAAAGCCUCCUCUGAAGAGGAAACUGAAGUGAAUAUGGAAAUAUUCACGGACUAACAAGGGGAAGUGAAAGCUGUCAGUGCUCGCAAAGGGGAACAUGGAUUACACUGAUCAGCGAUACUGAGGGUUCUGAAUUUAUGGAUCAGAGCGGCAGUGUCUUCUUUGUCUUUUUGGCCAGUUGUUAGCGUGCAACUGUGUUUGUGUAUGUUAACUAUGCGUGCAGGGAGCCCCAAAAGGCAAGAGGCCAACCAGAGUGAGGCCCUCAGGAUGUUAAGUCACACUUUGCAUACAUUUUCAUUUGUUUGCCGCUAAAUUUGCAUUUAUAAAAGAAAACUAUUAACAUUGUAAUGUGGCAAUUUGAGAGAAGGGAGAGAGAAAGCAGACAUUCUGUAGGAUUGUUAGACAUUUUUUUUUCCCUCACAGCUGUGAUGAUUUGACCCAUGAGCAGGAACAUGGUAAACCUAAACUAAUGUUGCACUUUAUCCAACAGUAUUAUCAGACUCCACAUUUGGGAAAUGUGACUUAAGGAGCAGAUAGUGGACGUAAAACUGGAACUAGCCUGUACUUAGUUUACAUUUGUUUUUGACUGACUGACUACAGUAUGAUUAUGUACUGCAUCAUCAAAUGGUAUGUGCAGUGUGCAUUCAACAUGUUUGCAUUUAUAGUAUUAUGUGAACACUCCAUGCAAAUGUUUUGAGGCCAUUGUAGAGCAGCAGCGAUGUGGAGCACUGAUCAGACAAGUGGCAGUGUAGUACAGCAUAUUUAGUGUGCAUUACCCAUACAAGACAGCAGGGGUCCUUCUCUUCCUGUCUUUUCUCUCUUGCAGGCAGUGAUUACUUUGUUUGUGAGAGCUCCUAGGGGCUUUAUAAUAGGCCUGUAAUUCAAGCGGCCUUUCCACUUGCAGCACUAUUUAUCUCUGUGGCUGGUACUUUGCUGUACUGUUGAACCACUUGCGCACUCCAGAAGCGGGAAGAAAAUUUCUUAGCAAAAAGGGCAGCUUGCAUACUUCAUCAACAUGAUAGAUGGGAAGAUAACUGCACAUUCUCUAAAGGCUUUGUGGCAACGGAUCACAUAGCUGCGGUGUAAUGGAAUAAACAGUGUAAUUUAAUGUCCCUCUAAAUGAGCCCAGUUAAUCUUCUCAUUCCUAGAAAAAUAAUGUAAAAACAUAAACUGAUAAAGAAAUAAUUUAAUUACAGCUUAUUACGUCAUUAAAACUUGACACUCUUAAUGCUGACAAUAAAUGUGAAUAAUUGCUCAGUGCAAUAUUGUGAUGUUACUACCCUAUUCGAUCUAAGUGACUUUAUUGCAUUAUCAGCUCAUUUAGAAGGACAUUUUUCUUACAUCAAAAGAUAUUACACGUUGAGUUGCUUCUAUCUUUCACAAGAUGAGUCUGCCUGUUAGUGCUGGGUGAUUAUGGUUGGUGGUAAUAUUUUGGUAUUUCAAAAUCAAUGUACUGUAUCUUAUAAUAUGGCUAAUUUAUGCAAAAUCACAUGUAAGAUAAUCAAACGGAUGCUCAAAGCAAAGACGCUGGGGCCAUGUGAUCACGAUAUGAUCCCAGUGAGUACACCAUUCAGAUUCAAUUAUCGCCCAGCUGCAACUCUCCAUAUCUAGUAUUUUUGUUAUCAACAAGCAAGUAACGACUCCUAGAUUGACAUCAAUGGCUCUUACUAGGAGUGCUUGUUAUAAUGAUGGUGCUGUUCACAAAAGCCAUUUUGGGUGAUUAACGAGCUUCAAUAAGGCUUGGUGGGUGUGUAAAGGAGGUUUAAUUGAAUGUCUCAAGCCUUGAAUUGAGAGACUGAAUGUGCAAUCCUAAAGGCUGAACACAUUUCCCAAGAUUCUGUUUGCUGGACCGUGUCAGACGCGGUCGAUUGUCUCCACCCCACCCCCUCUCUUUCUCUCUCUCUCAUCCUGACUAAAGUUAGAUGUCAUGAAAAUUAUUUAUUUCCGUAAGAUACAAUGUUAAAUUCAGCGUCUGUGAUGUUAAGUUAAGCCACACUAAGAAGAGGAUGGAGAUUGACAACCUGCAGAUUCUUUGACAUGUUGAAAUGUAAGAUUUAAAGACCCAGUGUUUGGUUACGUCGCUUACUGUAAUAAAUUGUAACAUAUUCUUUUAAAUAAACUGAUUUAUUGAUGUAA